UCCCCUACCAACAGGAGGCGCCGGGGAACCAUGGUCUCCUCUGGCUCCCUGCCGGCGCUCUCUGGAGCGCACAUUUUGCGUCACUUCCUUCUCAUUGGCCUCGCCCCCCCCUUCUCCGCCCGGCACUAGUUAAUGACGCAUCAACAGCGUGUGGUUGUUUAGUUAAACACUCAGUGCCAAUACCAGACAGCAGCAAGCCUGAGAGAGCAAUGGAGCUAUCGGCCUUGCCCCAUCAUCUUCGUGCACCUCGGAAGGCUCGUUUGCAUUUCAGUACAGGGACUGACCUGAGCGUCUUCGUCACACCUGCUUGAGGUCACAAACAGCCAGUCUCUGAGGGGCGAGGUGAAUCCUGCGUGUUUCAGCGGCACAGGAUUUUGUACCUGCACCAUCUCCUGAAUGACUAGCUCCUGGUCUCUCAGCUGCUGCUCAACAUUUCUCGAGAGACAGAACCUUGUCUGCUUCCUCAGAAACCCACACUAUGGCAGCCUUAUUUACGCUGAUGGUCAUGGCGAAGUGUGGACAGAUUGGAACAGCAUGUCCAAGUUUUUUCAGUAUGGGUGGAGAUGCAGCACUAACGAGAACUCAUAUUCAAAUCGUACUCUGAUAGGCAACUGGAACCAGGAAAGAUACGACCUAAAGAAUAUUGUAAAACCCAAACCCUUGCCCUCCCAGUUUGGAUACUACCUUGAAUCAACGUAUGAUGCAAGUUACAACAGCAAAAAGCCACAGUCAGCCCAUAGAUUUAAGCGAGAGCCUCAUUGGUUCCCCGGACACCAGCCAGAGCUGGAUCCUCCUCACAACAAAUGCACUGAGAAGUCAACUUUUAUGAAUAGCUAUUCAAAGCCUCUACCCACUCAUUACUCUUGGUGUGUAUGUGAUCCAAACAUGGAGCAAUCUAAGGAUCCAAGAAUCUAA
Molecule: messenger RNA, 915 nt
Organism: Chionomys nivalis (European snow vole)
Lineage: Eukaryota; Metazoa; Chordata; Mammalia; Rodentia; Cricetidae
Gene: Cfap68
Product: cilia and flagella associated protein 68
Exons: 4
Coding region: 397-915 (172 amino acids)
Cellular component (GO): nucleus
Source: RefSeq, a predicted model, not a curated record